AUGCUCGGACUGCUUUGGCUAACGAAUUGGUCCCGGUCCCACGUGAAGCGUCUCAACAUCUCCACCGCUGCAGAGCUGCUGACGGUGGCGAAGGCCAAGCAACAGCUGGGCAAGGAGAUGGAAGUGAAAGACCUGAAGGCCCUUCGCCUGAAAGACCACGUCGUGCACCACGUCUCGAAGACCAUCAACUUCGUUCGACUCAAGGACAUCUGGCUCGCGUGGCUGCAUCAGGUGCUACUACACCGCCUCGAGAAGACGCAAGAUCGCAAAGACCGAUCGCACCGAAAGGAGAUUCAGCGGAUUCGCCGGGAGGCUGCAGACGAGCACACCGCCCUCGGCGAGCGCAUGCACUCCGAGCUGGAGCAAGUUGGUCGCGAGUCCUACCUGCGGGACAUGUUGGUGCAGUGGCAAGCAGUGGUGAAAAACAUGCGCAGCCACCGGAACUACCAUGGAGAGAUGGAUCAAAUUCGACAGGAGGCCGCCCAGGAAGUGAAGCAAAAGGAGAAGAAAACCGUGGAGCAGCUGUCAAGCUUUGCCAUCCAUUCUGCGGAGCUGCUCAUCCGGCGGCGCAUGAAGGAGCCUUUAGUGAUGGUCUUUGUGAACUGGAGGAUGGUACAGGAGAGAGAGAAGUAUCAGCAACACGCCGCAAGAAUGCAGCAGGAGGCCCAAGACCAGCGAGAUCACCACCAGAACUUGCUGCAAAGCAAGGAGACGAAAAAAGAGGUGGCCUGCUGGCAGCUGGCGACGUUUUCUUACUUGGUUCGCGAGAGAGUCAUCAUCAGGCUAGCGAUCUUCCACUACUGGCGGGAGGCCUCCAUGUGGAGCAAGAAGGCCCACUUGCAGCACCUCAGGCGCCAAGGGCAGGAGAUCGCCAGCCACAGCAAAGAGGUGAGCCUUCUCGUGACGCAGAUGCUGGCACACCAACGGGAUCUCUCGCUCCUGACAAAGGUGAUGGUCCAGUGGAAGCAGGUCGUCGAACGAGAGGCAAACCAACGGUCGCUCGAACAGAAGGACGAAGAGAACGUCGAAAGGGUAAAGACCUCCGUCCACAACGAGCGCGUCGCCGGCUCAAAGCGUGCACAGGUCCUGGUGAAGUGGCUGCUGCACCUCGAGCUCCAGAACCAAGCUAAGUGGCUGGCUGCUUGGUCCGGCGAGGUGAAGUACGCUAAGAUUGUCCGGAAGAUGGAGGGCGACAAGGAGGCGCAUGAUCUGGCCAUGGUCGAAGUCGAGAACAAAAUGGAGAAGCACCAGGAUGCCUUGGUUCCCUAUUGGCUUCGUCUCAAGCGUCAGAUGGUGUUGAUGCGCUACUUCCCCGCCUUCAUCUUCGUACCCUACAUGAACCAUUCCGAAGCGCAUCUCCAAAAGACGAUCGAGAAGCUGGAUAAAAAGCGUGAGCGCCAAAUCGCUGAUCUCUACAAGCUGCGUCGGAAGUCUGUGGCCGAUGCCGGAGAGGUCCUCGCCUUCUUCCGAGGGCAGAGAGAGAACCAGCUCAUCCUUUCCCUGGUGCUGGUCAUCUGGUCGGAGGUGGCUUCCGAUCAAAUGGCCAUGCGGCGCUGGAAUGAGCAGCGGGAAGUGAAGCUUGAGUUGGAGCGUUCCCUCCAAGAGCUGAAGGACAAGACCUGGCAUCUCAGAAUCGAUACGAAGAAGGGCAAGGACCUUACCGACACCUGUCGCCACAUGGGAGAGUGGACGGGCCAGCUGCUGAUGGAGCUCAGCACGACCCGCGCUUGGGGCUGCUGGCGCGUUUGGCACUUGCAAGAGGUGCACUCGAGAGUCCAAGCGAAAGCCAACAACCACACCGAGGCCCGUGUCAUGGCAGAGAGGAUGAAAGUGCAGCAGCGACAGAAGAAGGACGAGGUGGUGAUGUCGAACAUCAUGGUUGCUGCAGGGGAGAUCUCCUCAGUCAAGUUUUCCUUCCGUGCUUGGGAGAUCCUGACACGAAAGGAAAAGGAACACCGCCUGCAGAAGUUUGUGCCACUCAGUUUUGACUGGAACCAGCCUAUCGGUACAAGACAGGUGCCACCACUGGUGUCGAUCAUGUGCGUUGGGAUGCUUGAUCACCAGAUGCAAGAAAAGUUGCACAAGAUUGCGGAGUGGCUACUGCAAGUUGGAGCAGAGCCAGGACACCUCAUCACGAACAAGGAUCGCAAAUACGUGCUGUUCAAAACAGGACGUGAAGAAGAAACCGAAAUCUCGGUGGACUGGAAAGGGCACUCGGCAGUUUCGUUUGCUUUUGCCACGAUUAGUCAGUUCCAGCUCCGCAAAGGCCGUGCCGAUUGGUCAAACGAGCAAGCAUUCUUGGAAAGUUUGGUAGCUCUUUUUGCGAGCUCGGCCGCUGGCAAGAAUCCUUGCAGUGCAGACGUUAUCGUGCCUCAGAGUACCCUGGAAUUAUGGGAGUCGAUGCGUGACAUGACGCACUCGCACAACGUGAUCUUCGAAAGCUCAGACGGAGAGGUGUCGGCCCACGACCAGAUCCUUAUGGCGGCCUCGCCAGUCUUGAAGGCGAUGCUCGCAUCCGCCAUGAAAGAGGGCACCAGCAAGCGCAUUGAAGUUGCAGAUUCCACCUCCUUGGGCGUCUCGCUUUUCUUGGAUAUCUUGUACACCAGCUCCACUCGCGAGGAUCCUGACUACAAGACCAUGCUUGUGGCUCUGGACUUGGCCCACCGCUGGCAAGUCCAUGGUGUCGUGCAGACACUGUGCGUAGCGCUGCGCGACAUGAUCGACUCUCAGAGCUUCGUGGCUAUCGCAGAGGCUGCAGCGCUGAAGGGGUUGGAGAUGCUAGCGAGAGCAUGUGCCUCCUUUGGCAGCACUGAUCAGAAAGUGCAGGAGAUGCUAAAGAAAGGCGAGCUCCCGGCGGCUGUUCGGAAGCUGUUGGGAAUGCCUGAGCAUGCCAAUGGUGAGCAGCAAGCUUCGAAGAAGCGACGUCUGUUCCGCUCCUCAUGA
Messenger RNA from Symbiodinium sp. CCMP2456, 2943 nucleotides. Lineage: Eukaryota; Dinophyceae; Suessiales; Symbiodiniaceae. The record is from the annotation of a GenBank genome assembly.